GUGACUUGAAGAAAUUCAGCACAAAAUUGUUUUAAUUUCAAUAAUACACAAACAUACAAAAUGAGCUGUCCUGGAUUCGGAGAAGUUAAUAUACCCUCGUCGCGCGCCUUUUGGGAUGAUUGCGAGGAGGACGAAUUCGAAAACGUCGGCCAGGCCGAGAAGUUGCAGUUGAAGUUCGACGGGGAAUCUGGCCCGGACGUAGCCGCCCUGCAGAGCGAGAUUCUGGUUGUCAUCGAGGGUCCUAGUGUAACACACUUUGGCAGCUCGGUGCUGCUGAAUGGCACGACACGUAUAUGCGGCAUUCCCCCUAAGACAUCUUCCCUGCACUGGAAUCCGGCAUCAAAGCAGCUACUGGCGAUUCUCGAAGAUGAUCUCACGAGCAGUGGGGAGGUCACAGAGCUGCUCUUACCCUACGCCAAGUUGGCCAAGAAAGUUGUGACCAUCACGCUGAAGCCAAAGGUCGACUUUAAGAGUGAGGAAAUUCAAAAAUAUAGUGACGAUAUAGCCAUUGUGCGUGGUGUGGGGGUGAACGAGAAGGAUAUAAUUGAGCUCGAGGCACCCAACUUUAUAGCCGGCGUGGCGGCGGGCAUUGCCAGCUGGCGAAACCAGGCUGACCUGCCCGUCAGCUCGUUUGCAGUCUACACUGACAAGCUGCCACUGGACUCGACGGCUGCCCAGCCAGUGCUCAAGCUGCUCAAAGGUUUCGUGUCGUGCAGCCCCAGCUACGUUCCGGCGCGCAAGGAGAGCUCCUACCUUUACAUGUAAUCCAAUUGUGGUGUAGAUUUUUAUUUUUCAAGCGGUUUGGGUAGUAACAUUUCACAAUAAUCAAUAUACAAUGAUGG
Messenger RNA from Drosophila subobscura, 842 nucleotides. RefSeq lists its product as uncharacterized. The record is from RefSeq and is a predicted model, not a curated record. The coding region runs from base 61 to 765 and encodes 234 amino acids. Gene Ontology annotation, cellular component: endoplasmic reticulum. Gene Ontology annotation, biological process: proteasome core complex assembly. Gene Ontology annotation, molecular function: proteasome binding. The transcript has 3 exons. Lineage: Eukaryota; Metazoa; Arthropoda; Insecta; Diptera; Drosophilidae.